UUGAGAGUACUGCAAUGCAAGCAUAAGUACAUAGGUGUCUGGCCCGUUCACCAUUCGUACCACAGAUCACAAGACCAAGAGAUAGCAAUGAAAGGUGGCACUAGCUUGCUGGCGGUUCUCCUCCUGGCAGCAGGAUACCUGCUCCACGGCGGAAGCUCCAGCCCACCACCGGAGCCAGUCAUCUGCACACGCGGCGGCGGCACGUCCAACUGCACCGUCACCAACACGUACGGAUCCUUUCCGGACCGGACCAUCUGCCGCGCGGCCAGCGUCGCCUACCCGCGCACCGAGCAGGAGCUCCUCGCCGCCGUGGCGUCCGCCGCGUCCGCCAAACGCAAGCUCAAGGCGGCCACCAGGCACUCGCACAGCCUCCCCAAGCUGGCGUGCCCGGGCGGCCGCGACGGCACCAUCAUCAGCACGGAGUGGCUGAACCGGACGAUGCGCGUCGACGCCGCGGCGCGGCUCGUGACAGUGGAGAGCGGCAUGGUCCUCCGGGACCUCAUCGAGGCCGCCUGCGCGGCGGGGCUGUCGCUGCCGCACUCGCCCUACUGGCGGGGCCUCACCAUCGGGGGCCUCCUGGCGACGGGCGCGCACGGCAGCUCGCUGUGGGGCAAGGGGAGCGCGGUGCACGAAUACGUGGUCGCGAUGAGGAUCGUGACGCCGGCGCCGGCGAGCCAGGGGUUCGCCGUCGUGAGGGAGCUCGGCGCCGAUCACCCGGACCUGGACGCGGCCAAGGUCUCCCUCGGGGUCCUCGGCGUCGUGUCCCAGGUCACCCUGGCAAUGCAGCCGCUGUUCAAGCGUUCGGUGACGCUCGUGAAGCGCGGGGACGGCGACUUGCCGGCGCAGGUGACCGCGUGGGGCCGCCUCCACGAGUUCGGCGACAUGACGUGGCUUCCGCAGGAGGGGCAGGUCCUGUACCGGCAGGACGAUCGCGUCGACGUCUCGUCGCCGGGAGACGGGCUCAACGAUCUGCUCUUCUUCCGGUCCACUCCCACGCGCGGGCUCGUCGCCGCCAGAGCCGCCGAGGAGCGGCUGCAGGAGAACGGCACCGACGCCGCCCGGUGCGCGGCGGUGCGUGCCGGCGUGGCGGCCGCCGAGCAGAAGGCAUACGGGUUCACCAACGACGGCGCUUCCUUCACGGGGUACCCGGUGGUGGGGUACCAGCACCGCAUGCAGACGUUCGGGUCGUGCAUCGACAGCCCGGAGGACGGCCUACGCACCGCCUGCGCGUGGGACCCGCGCGUCCCAGGCCCCUUCUACUACAACUCGGGCUUCAGCGUCGCGCUCUCGAGGGCGCCGGCGUUCGCCGCCGACAUGCAGCGGCUCCGGGACCUCGACCCGGCCGCGUUCUGCGCCGGCAUGGAUGGCAGGGUGGGCGUGCUCAUCCGCUACGUCAGAGCGUCCUCGGCCUGCCUCGGCAAGGCGGAGGACUCGGUCGACUUCGACCUGGUGUACUACCGGAGCCGCGCCGCCGGCGACAAGCCGCGCGCGCACGCCGACGUGGUGGACGAGAUAGAGCAGAUGGCGCUGCGCAAGUACGGCGGCCUCCCGCACUGGGGCAAGAACCGCAACUCCGCCUUCGAGGGCGCCAUCGCCAAGUACCCGAAGGCCGGCGAGUUCCUCGCUGUGAAGGAGAAGUACGACCCCGACGGGCUCUUCUCCAGCGAGUGGAGCGACCAGGUGCUCGGCAUCAAUGGCGGGAGCCCCAGCAUCGUCGGGAAGCGCUGCGCCAUCGAAGGGCUCUGCGUCUGCUCCGACGACUCGCACUGCGCGCCGGAGCAGGGGUACUUCUGCCGGCCAGGGAAGGUGUACACGGAGGCCAGAGUUUGCUCCUUUUUACGUGCACAGUGACCCCGUGAUCAAUUAGGGAUGGUACGCCAUGCAAUAAUCUACGGUUGGUAUUGUCGAAAAAAAUAAUACGGAUGAAACUCUUUGUUGGAAUGGUACCUAUCACACAUGGUUGCAAUAGCUUUUGGGGGAUUAUCUUCUUUGAAAUGUUAUAUCUAUUUUCUUUUGCAAAAA
Molecule: messenger RNA, 2022 nt
Organism: Hordeum vulgare subsp. vulgare (domesticated barley)
Lineage: Eukaryota; Viridiplantae; Streptophyta; Magnoliopsida; Poales; Poaceae
Product: probable L-gulonolactone oxidase 4
Exons: 1
Coding region: 88-1851 (587 amino acids)
Cellular component (GO): membrane
Molecular function (GO): D-arabinono-1,4-lactone oxidase activity; FAD binding
Source: RefSeq, a predicted model, not a curated record